Molecule: messenger RNA, 1407 nt
Organism: Brassica napus (rape)
Lineage: Eukaryota; Viridiplantae; Streptophyta; Magnoliopsida; Brassicales; Brassicaceae
Exons: 6
Coding region: 1-1407 (468 amino acids)
Source: RefSeq, a predicted model, not a curated record
AUGGCAUCAUAUUCUCCAGGGUUUGUUAGCCUUUUAACAAGCCAAACCGGAGAAUUUAGCACUCCAGGGUUUGUGAACCUCUCAGGUUCUGAAUCCAUAGACCUCGAGUCACCUGAUCUUCCAACUUUUAGCAGCCACUCCUCAGAAGCAUCUACUGUCAAGGAGAGGAGGAAAUGGUCUCCGAAGGAGGAUGUUAUUCUCAACAGUGCUUGGCUCAACACCAGCAAGGAUCCAAUAGUAGGGAAUGAGCUAAAGUUGGGAACUUUCUGGUCAAGGAUCCAGAAUUACUACAACUCAAGUGUUCAGCAUGUUGGGUUGGACACUAGGGAGCUAGGUCAGUGCAAGCAAAGGGACCAAUCAAGCGGUGAGAAUGACAAUGAUGUGAUGAAGAAAGCACUAGACAUGUUCUUCAAUGACCGUGGUUGUAAUUUCACUCUAGAACAUGCCUGGAGAGAGCUUAGGCAUGACCAGAAAUGGUGCUCUGCGUAUAAGGCUAAGGAUAGUUCUAAAGUGAAGCGGAAGACGGUUGGUGGUGAUGUUCAAGGCGAUGAGGAGGUUACUGGUGCUAGGCCUCCGGGUAUCAAGGCUGCUAAAGCGGCUAAGAAAAAGAAAGGUGUUCAAGAGGAAUCUAAUCACACGGAGUUAAGAACAGUGUUGGAGAUGAAAGACAAACUAAACAAGCAGAAGUUGCUGGAGAAGUUGCUUGAGAAGCUUGACCCUCUUUCUGAGAUGGAAAUCACAGAGGAGUCUAAUCUCUUGUUGUUUUCUGUCACAGGUGGAAUAGAUGACCACGGGAGCAGAGCACAGGAGCACAACACUGCUAUCUUUUGUGAUAUGGUGGACGAAUAUCUCCGCAUGGGUGAGACCACUGCCUUAUUGUGUUUGGAAAAAUUUACUGAAGGAAUCAUAGAUUUAUAUGGAGAGGAGUAUUUACGAAGACCCACACCUGAAGAUCUUCAACGACUACUUGAUAUCGGAGAGGUACACGGUUUCCUUGGGAUGAUAGGAAGCAUUGACUGUAUCUUGAACGAUAUUAACGUCCUUGAUCGGUCUCCGGUUUUUGAUGACAUUAUCUAUGGUCGAGCUCCAAGAGUUGAAUUCACCGUCAACGGUCACAAGUAUCAUAGGGCCUACUACCUCACCGACGGUAUAUAUCCAAAGUGGCCUACCUUUAUCCAAUCCAUCUCUAUUCCUCAAGGUCCAAAGGACGUGUUAUUUGCAGAACGUCAAGAAGCCGCCAGAAAAGAUGUCGAGCGUGCAUUUGGAGUCUUGCAAGCUCGUUUUGCAAUUCUCUCCUUUUAUAAGCAUGAAGAAGGUGUUUGGUGGCUCACAAUCUUUGACAAAACCAACGUCAACAAUUUCAGCUCACCGUCCAUGCCGUCACCGUCCAUGCCGACCAACACGUAA